This is a messenger RNA of Klebsormidium nitens, 1959 nucleotides long. Lineage: Eukaryota; Viridiplantae; Streptophyta; Klebsormidiophyceae; Klebsormidiales; Klebsormidiaceae. The record is from the annotation of a GenBank genome assembly.
GAAAGUUGGAAAUUGAAUGGCUCCAUGGACUCGGAGUGGACUCUGGAGUCUGGACUCAGGAGUUGCCACGCAAAGUUUCAGACAGUCAGCUGCAUUAUGCGCUGGCGGUUCUAGGCAUCAUCAGAUUCAUCUGCUCCUCGGUGGCAGAUCCAUUGCAGAAUCUGAGAAGGGAAGGGCUUCGGCAGGGCUGCGAGCUGGGCUUGCACACCCCGUAAUUUUUUCGCCAAGAAACAACGCGCAGGAGGUCCGAGACCUUCUUUAACGUCAACAACAUUGUAUCAGUUCUGGGCUUUAGUCCAUCCGGGGAGGCCCCUCUCUCGUUAGAUCUCGCCACUGCAGAGGGCGUAGGGCGGUACAUUUGCUAGAUCUAGCGGGCCCCCUGGAAAUGCUGGACAAUGAAGUAUUCAAAGUAUCUUCCUUCCAGAGUGGGGAAUGUCAAGUGGAACAUGGUCGUGCCUGUAGUAAUCUCCCUGAUCUUUCUGAUGAUCCUGUGGCAGCAAUUGGUACGUCGGUCCUCUCCAGACUCCUCCCUGCUGAUGCGCUCAAUUCCUCAGUCAUACUAUGUACCCACUGUUGCAAGAGAUCUGCGCUUUCCCCCGGCCCGCAGCCGGGCUUUCCGCUGUAGCGAUGCUCAAAGGGUUGGCCAAGCUGCCACCUGGCGCGCGUUGCUCGACUCUCAGGAAGUCUCGGUCAACUGCGCAGACUCCGUAUACCUGGGCUUUGUGCGGGAGUUUCUGCAGGAGCAAGCGCCGGUGCUGAUAAACGUGGGGGCAAACAAGGGGUACGGCAUUAUGCAAUGGCUGAUUGCAUUUGACGGCAGUUUUGGGUUCAGUCUCAAGGACGCAUAUACUAUGUAUGAAAGCAGGUUCAAGGGGCAGCCGCGGUUAUGCGGCGUGUGCCAAGAUUGUGAGGAGGUGCCUCGCUCCUUGUCCCUCCUUUCCCACUCUGGUGUGAACUCCACUGCGACUUUGAUUCGGAAACCUGUCAUCUAUGCGUUUGAGCCGGCCGUCAACAAUUCAUUGGUGCUAAAGGCACUCAAAGACAUGAUACAGUAUCCAAGUGUGGAGAUCAUUCGCGCCGCAGCUUCCAACGUCACAGGGAAGAUGUACUUCACAAAUUGUGCAGCGGGCCAGGAAACAUGCCGGCUCGUUGCGGGUGCUGGCAAGGGUACCACAGUGAUUGAUGCGACAACCAUCGACAGGUUCUUGCAGACGCGAAAUAUCCAGAAGGUGGACAUAUUGAAGAUCGAUGCAGAAGGCUAUGAUCCAUUGGUCUUGCAAGGCGCCCAAUCGGCACUGGCGCUGCAUAAGAUACGGGUUCUUGAAUUUGAGUAUCAUGAGAUCGAGCAGUGGGGGGCAUGGAGACGGGGUUCUUCUUCCUUGGAGGAGGUGACUGCCUGGUUGGAUGACCUUGGGUACGACUGCUACUUGGAGAGUGCUAUGAAUAAAGUGACCAAAACAGGUGCGACGCUGCAAUUUGACCUUGUAAGGCUUACAGGAUGCUGGGAUUCCCGCUUAGAAAUCAGAAAGUGGUCCAACGUAGCUUGUGUCCUACGAGAGGAGCUCGAAAUGAGCAUGAUGUUCUUCAAGGCAAGUCGUUGGUUAGACCUAUAUAUCUGACUCAGCGGGAAUAUUUAUCGCCCCUUUUUAUUUGUGGAACUUAGUCUGUUGACAGAAUAUUGACGCCAAACUUUGAGGCGAUCGAUAAUAGCCUAGCGAGGCUGCAGUGAAGAAGGAUAAGAUCGUCCACUGCAAGUGGGCGGCCCAAUACUGGACCGUGAAAUAAUCGCUGAAGCUGUCUAGUGUGCGACCGCUGGUAGCCUGUGACUAACACUUGACAUUGAACCAUAUUUCCUUAUUGUUACUGACUAACUUAACCUUUGAGGUCAUUCAUUCUAGAUGUACUGUCGAGGUCACAGUCCCGGCCAGAUAUUCAAUCGACGUGUGUGUAAGAACUUUG